Pocillopora verrucosa is the source of this 6315-nucleotide messenger RNA. NCBI's taxonomy places the organism in Eukaryota, Metazoa, Cnidaria, Anthozoa, Scleractinia, Pocilloporidae. The record is from RefSeq and is a predicted model, not a curated record.
UACUCCAUCUUUGUAUUUUGGAUCAUAUGGCAUCAGCUACUCCUUCACCUCUUGCCAGUUCUGUAGAGAAGACAAAUGGAGCCAAGCUCAGCCGACUUCUCAUCGAUGGUGGAACAACAGUUCUCAGGAACGUUUUCAAUGGAUAUCAUCCCCCAGCAAGUCUUGCAGCCGCGUUGAAUACAAACUAUUUGACUCUUAAAAAUCUGUUGAAAAGAAAGAUUCUACACAAACCUCAAUGGGAUCUAUUGUUCCCUCCAAGCGGUGCUCCUCCAGACUCCCAAACAUUUGAUAUCACUCUUUUAUUCCUUCUCUUAACCAACAUUUGUGGUCUCUCUCCACCCCACUCUGGGUGGCACACUAAACCAUCUCCAAGUGACAACUCCCUUGAAGCAAAUCUUGCUCGCAUAAAGUUUCACCGCAAUGAAUUGUAUGGCCAUGUUACCACAACUGGUAUUGCUGAUCCAGCUUUCUCAACUCUGUGGCAGGAGAUCAGUGCUGUUCUUGUUACUCUUGGCUUGAGGCAGGCGGAAAUUGAUAGAUUGAAGGCUGAGCAUUGUGGAGAGCAAGAGUUCUUAGAUGCGUUGCUUAAGUGGGCUGAAUCUGAGGAAGAUAUAAAAUCACAGCUGAAGGACAUACGGGAUAUUGAGACCAAAGUGCUGCAAACUGUUGAUGAAGUACGGCAGAUUCAGUCCUUUGAUCACGAAACUAUUCCUGACUUCACGAGCGCUACAUUAAAUUUUGGCCCUCGAUCUCCAUGUAAGAAGACAAAUGGAGCCAAGCUCAGCCGACUUCUCAUCGAUGGUGGAACAACAGUUCUCAGGAACGUUUUCAAUGGAUAUCAUCCCCCAGCAAGUCUUUCAGCCACGUUGAUUGCAAACUAUUCAACUCUGAAUACUCUCUUAAAGAAACGAAUUUUACACAGAUCACAAUGGGAUCUAUUGUUUCCUCCAAGCGGUGCUCCUCCAGACUCCCAAACAUUUGAUAUCACUCUUUUAUUCCUUCUCUUAACCACCGUUUGUGGUCUCUCCCCACCCCCCUCUAAGUGGCACAAAAAACCACCUCCAAAUGACAAUUCCCUUGAAGCAAAUCUUGCUCGCAUAAAGUUUUACCGCAAUAAAAUGUAUGGCCAUGUUACCACAACUGGUAUGGCUGAUCCAACUUUCUCAACUCUGUGGCAUGAGAUCAGUGUUGUCCUUGUUGCUCUUGGCUUGCGGCAGGCAGAAAUUGAUAGAUUGAAGGCUGAGCAUUGUGGAGAGCAAGAGUUCUUAGACGCGUUGCUUGAGUGGACUGAUUCUGAGGAAGAUAUAAAAUCACAGCUGAAGGACAUACGGGAUACUGAGACCAAAGUGCUGCAAACUGUUGAUGAAGUACGGCAGAUUCAGUCAUCUGAUCACGAAACUAUUCGUGAAAGUAAAGCAAAGCUGGUAGAAGUUCAUCAGUUGCAGAAGAACUUGCAAGAAUCUGUCAGUGUUGUUCAUCAGAAUCAACUUCAAGACAGUAAAGCCAUUCAAGAUACCAAGUUAACAGUUGAAAAAGUCUCCGAGAAACUUCAAACUUUGGAGGAGGCAUCCCAGCACACCAUUCAAAAUUUGAAUGACGAGAAUGAGAGCAUCAGGGAUGACAAAGUCCUUGCGAAACUAGCAAAGGUGGACAAUUUAGCUGAAAUAAGACGCCAUGCAAGCAGAUAUGUUGAGGGAACUCGUUUAUCGAUUCUUAAAGAAGUCGAGAGGUGGUUAGCCGACAAAAGUUCUCCAAAUAGAGUGAUUGUUAUCAGCGGGAAUGCUGGAAUGGGAAAGUCUGUAAUCUCAGCUGUCUUGUGCCAAAAGAUGUUAGAGGCUGGACGAUUGUCAGGGAGCCACUUCUGUCGGCAUAACAUGGCACGGCGAAGGAAUCCCAAAGUGAUGCUGCAGUCGUUAGCCUGUCAGCUUUCCGAAUCGCUGCCAGAGUACAGGAAGGCUCUCGUGAAGAAGUUGUCGAGAAAUGUGGGCGUUGAAAUUGGAGACAUGGAAGUGGAAGAACUGUUUGAAUUCUUGUUUAAGGAACCUCUUUCAGAUUUGAAAGAUCCAGACUCUAUCCAUCUCAUGGUUAUAGAUGGCUUAGACGAAAGUGAAUACCAGGGGCGUAAUGAGCUUUUAAAUGUGACUGCGGAUUACUUCAAGACGCUUCCGUGUUGGAUACGAUUUGUGGUAACAACGCGACCUGAAAUGAAUAUCUUAGAGAAGAUUCAAGACCUAAAUCCAAUACAGCUGAACCCAAACGAUCAAGAAAACUUGAUGGACGUUAGGCUUUGCUUUCAAGAGCAACUGGAACAUGUUCUGCAAUCGGAUUGCCAAGAUACCAUCUUAGAAAAGCUUGUUGAAAAGUCAGAAGGGGUCAUGUUAUAUACCUAUUACCUGGCAGAGUUCAUUAAGAAGAAUGCUGUGCGUAUGAGUGCUGCUGAAGUGAUCAACAGCGACUUGCCAUCAGGUAUUUCGUCCGUUUAUCAAGACUACUUCAAACGCCUGAAAAAUGAAAUGCAGAAAGAACUAGGUAUCACCGAAGAGCAGUUCUUCGAUUUUUUAAAUGCCAUGGUGGCAGCAAGAGAACCAUUACCUGUCGAGUUUGUCUACAAGUUGUUCCUUUCAAAAGAAUGGUCAUCGGCUGAUGAGCAAAAAGUACGAGACGCAGUUGAUUGUAUCUCGGCUCUUCUACCCAUUGAGGGCGAGUGCAUUAACUUCUUUCACAAGUCAGUCAAGGACUGGUUGGUUGAGGAGUCUACUUCGAGGCAAAAGAAGUUUAUUGUUAGCGGAAAAGAAUGUCAUCGCGUCAUUGCAAAGCUUUGCAGAGAUGAACUAGAUGAAUUGAAACUUAAAGGGAUCCAGAGUUCAACACUGAAACAGACGUCGAGGUAUGCCUUGCAGCAUGGUGUUCAGCAUGUACUUGAGGUAGAAGAGAAUGCUUGUCCAUGUAGCCUGGACGACAUUGUAAAGAAUUAUGUUUUGGACCUAGAAUUGGUCUAUGCAAAGCUAACUGUGAAGAGUACAGCAGCCACUGAAGAUGUUCUUUGCGUACAAGAGAAGGAAAAUACAAAUGGUUUGUCAAAGAAUUGCAGGGAAGUCCUUGAGACGUUAUUGUUGCUAUUGCGGAAGCAUUUAAGUACUCUUUCAAAAAUUCCUCACGCCAUCUUUCAAGUCUUGUUGAAUGAAGGAGGACCUGAACUGUCUGCGAAGGCAUUAAGCUUGCUAAACACCAAGUAUACGGACUUACCAUACAUGGAAUAUUUGCGAAAGAAGGAGGAAAGAACAGAUGUUCUACUGCGGUUUUUUGCUUCAGAUGAGGUGAUCUGCUUUGAUGUCUCACCAAAUCAGGACUACCUGGUAUGCGAGUGUUCGAAUGACACAAUUCAUCUGUGGUCGCUCCGUACUGGCCAGCUAAUGUGGACACGCUCUGCGCUGGUAUCAAACAUUGAUUUUCAGGAUCACCUAGGGAACGCAUGGGAUUUCCUUUUCCCAUUUUACCGGUCAGUAGUUUUCCAUCCAACCUUAGACCUGAUCUUACAAGGGACUCUGUGUCAGGGUUAUACCUUGGUCGGAGACGUGAAACCUCUUUUCCGUUCGAGCGAGUGCCGGUUCCUAGUUUGUUCAAUAUCUGGUGACAAAAGCACGAUGCUGACUGACUGUCUGGACGGAAGGAAUUGCGUCAUCCAGUGGAGUCUAAAAGAUGGAAGUGAAAUCAGUCGUUUUACACACAAAUGCGAAAUUUUCUCUUUUGCUUGGUCUGCUAGUGGAAGACGGAUGGUGAUCGUCGAUUCUGACAAGUGCGCAUACCUCAUUGACAUGAAUGAUGGAGUUGAGACUCUAAUAUGUCCUUCAGUCUGGUUACCAUAUGUUAAGUUAACUCCUGACUGCCGUUUUUUUUUCUGUUUACUUUCGGAUGAGAAUGAACAUGAUUGGGAUUCGGAGCCCAAGCUUUUUUGUUUAGAUAUUGACAGGAACACUAAGUCAACAUAUAGUUUGGAUUGCAUUUUUGGGACGAGUUCCUACCAGUACGCCUCGGAAUUUGAAACUUGCAAUGAGAGUGGUUUCUUAUCAGGAGAUCCCUUUUGGUUUUCAGAUACAAAAAGAUUCCCAACUGUGGAUUUUGCACUUGUACUAGAAAAGCAGAUGUUACUAAGAGUUUCCCCUCACAGUAAAGUGAUUGAAAUGUGUCGCCUUAAUGACGUAAGGGAGUGGAGAUGUGAGAGUGGCGAUGAAGCGGGACAAAGCAUAGAACCCGGUGACAUUACGACAGAGAGAGCCGAAAAUAACGAUCUAACGGAACAUAACCUACCAGAAAUCAACAAUAUGCCGGAAAACGGUUUUGUUCAAAUUGAUUACUUUGAAUCAGCAGUUAGGGUUUAUUUCUCUGUUGAUGGUGACUCUCUUUAUACUGUGACAGGUGGAGGGAUCCAGAUAAUAAAUCUUGUGGCUGGCGAUGUUUUAAGUAAAAGGAUUAGAAAAAAGGAAUGUAUGAUUCUUGCACGGUCUGUACGUGUUGUGCCCGUCAAAAGAGGUGUCCUAUUUCAAACAAAUAGAGGCUCGCUUGAGUUGUGGAACUCUGAGUUGUCUGUUUGCAUGAAAAGGUGGACUGUGUUUCCUAUCUAUGAUGUUGUACCCUUAUCAGAGGAACGAGUCGCCUUGGCAACGGAGAAUGACUUUGAUGAGAGACAGGAAGUCACCAUUCUAGAUACAACGAGUGAAAAAAUUGUGUCAAAGAUUUCAAAUUUUGAAGGUGAAUUUUUGGCAUGUAAUAAUAAAUGGGAAGUGCUAACCACCACUGAUGGAGAGUCACUGCAGCUGUGGCGUGAAAACCGAGUGCUUUGGGAAACUUCAAAUAUGUUCAUUCCAUUUGGCCUUCCAAGUGCUAUUUUUUCUCCUACUGAAGAAAACGUCGUCACUUAUGGUGUAACUGGCUCUUACGUCCUCGACGCAGUUUCGGGAAAAGUGAUUCGUCAAUUGGAGAACAUGGUUGUAGGUGAUAUUAAGUUUAUCAGUAACGAGGACUGCAUUGUGGGCUUGAAUGAUUCAAGAGGUUUCUGUCUUCGAUUAUACAACGUUAAAUCUGGUGAUCUCCUCAGUGAAAUUGUAGAAGAACGACUAUUUCAAAGUUUUGCAGUUUGUCCUCGUAAGCGCUUGGUCGCAAUUUGCUUCAGACACUCCGAGGACCCUUUUGAAAUCAUUCAAGCGAAGCUGCCAGGCGAUAAAGAAAAGACAAACAUCGAAAGGUUGAACCUCCCAAAGUAAGACAUCUACAGAGAUUUACAGUUUCGUUGCUGAAUGGGAAAGACAUUGUCAGAAAGGCUGUAUCCCGCUGAUUUCUUUGCAUUCGAGUGGUUACGAUCUUCUAGUCCCGACAUCUGAACAGGAGAGACCGCUGAUCGAGAUGGGAGCGAGUACAAGAAUGAUUUCAGUGACAAAGCUGUUCAAGGUUUAAAUUAUAUUUUUCUUGUAGAGACUUCAUAAACAUUUUUAACUGUUCCCAGCGUAAACUUAAGACAAAUAUUUAACGCUGUAACUCCCAUGAGUGACCAAGACAGAAUUUCUCCUUACGAAAUCAAUAGAAUAUCAACCAGAUAAGUGAUGGGAAUAACGGAAAAUCUCAAUUUAGGGAUAAUUUAUUGAUCCAACACUAAAUUCCCUGAACUAACUUUUUAAAAAUUUCAUGUUUGACUGUAAGGAGAAUUACAAAUUUGAUCUGGGAGUUAAAGGGUUAACGAUCUAUCUUAUUGCUCCUGUGGUGUUUCAUCACCCAGCUACAAGCUAACAAUUUGUUUUGUGGAAGCGGAGUGUUGUAAGCAUUUCAUUUAGUGUUGAUUUGCAACUCGUUUAACUCGUGCGAUUAAUUUCUCGAGGAAAACGAAAAAGGUAAUGACAAAUUGUACAGUUCUCAGAAAGGCGUGAACUUCAUUUUCUGCAAAAUUACUUGUACAGCUUUAGACUGUUAGACAAGAAGAGAGAAAUAGCUUCUGGUGCCACUGGUUAUUCUCUCGUAUUUUUCGUGUGAAAGAGGUACUUUCAACUGUGUGUAAAUAAGAAACCAGCUGAAUUUAAAUCCAUUUUAUGUGUACAUAGCUUAUACCGGCCUGGUUGAAGAUGGAACCAGAAUGACCGCGAAGCAAUCGUUUUCCAACAUUUUCAGGAAAAAAGGAUAUUCAAUGCGCUGAUUUUUGCAUACAAAUUGGUUUGCGUAUGUUCUUGAAAUUUGAAGACAUUGCUUAAUUUUUGAAAAUACUUUCUUUUGUCGGGAAGGUGGGCUGUAGUCACUCAAAGUGAAGUAGUUUUACAAUAAAAUUGAAAC